Molecule: messenger RNA, 12901 nt
Organism: Temnothorax curvispinosus
Lineage: Eukaryota; Metazoa; Arthropoda; Insecta; Hymenoptera; Formicidae
Gene: Tet
Product: DNA N6-methyl adenine demethylase-like
Exons: 13
Coding region: 1653-9701 (2682 amino acids)
Biological process (GO): oxidative demethylation; positive regulation of transcription by RNA polymerase II
Cellular component (GO): nucleus
Molecular function (GO): DNA binding; DNA 5-methylcytosine dioxygenase activity; zinc ion binding
Source: RefSeq, a predicted model, not a curated record
CCACCGCCGUCGCCGUCGCCGCCUCCUGUGGCCUGUGCUAGCCGGCGGCGGUUCACGGUAGUGUCCUCGAACACGGCAUGCACGUAUCGUGCUGCGAAAGUUUUACGAGUCUCGCGGUGCGCCAAACGAGAAACGUGUUCGUGUGCCGACGUCGACGUCGGCGUCGCCGUCGAGACGUGUGAGAAACCGGGACAACGACGGCGCGUUCCUCCCCGAAAGAAUCCGCUCCCUCCUAGGCUCGACUUACGCACCGCAGCGCGUGUGUGUGGGAAACAGAUCGUACAAAUCAACCGCCUUCUAACAAGCCACAUUAACCUCAAGUGAUUUCUAUUUUCUUACGAAACGCGAAAGAAAUAUGUAAUUAGUAUGUUUAUAUCGAUUUAAAGAAGGAACACACAAAAAAAGAAGAUAUCCCAAGAGCUUAGGUUCAGAAGAAGACAAAAGAGAUUAAGAGCUAUAUUAGCUAAUAAGUGUACAAAGUAUAUCUAACUAAAGGAGGAAAACAAGAAACAGAUAAAAACAAACAAAUAAAUAAACAAGUCCGCCAGUGCCAAAUUGAGAAAGAAAGCAAAGUGAAAGUGAUCGUUGUAACAGAGAGAGAGCGAGAGAGAGAAAGAGAGCGAGAGUAGAGUAGAAUAAAAUAAGAUUUAUUUUAUCUUGGAAUAUAAAAGAAAUAACCUUUUAGGCAAACACAUGCAGUGUUAUCUACAAAUUUCAUAAGAAUAAACACACAAUCGAGUGCAAACGUACAGCAUUUUAAUUAUAACAGAAGGAAGAAAGAGAGAGCGGCGACAGAGUGAUACAGUGCGAGAGCAGGACCGUAAACCAAAGAAUCUACCAUUUUUUCUAUUAAUCAUUCAUCGAAUAACGAUAAUCUCUCGUCAAGUGAAAUAAUAGUGAGACACACACCGAUUUCUUCGUCAGAGCCAGAUUAAUUAAGCGAGCCGGCAUACAAUUUUGUAGAGGUUUAUAGAAAUAGCCGUAAAAUAUAAGUGAAUUUUUUAAACUGGACGCGUCACGUGACAGAUUUUCGCCAAGCGAAAAGAAGAAGAAGCAGACAAAGGGAGGAAUCAAUCGGAUUCGCUUGAACACUCCCAGAGUAACCGAUCUACUUCAGUUCGUAGCCUAAACCUGUUGAGUACAAAACGACACAGAGUUAAAGAUAUAGAUAGACAGAAGCGAAGAGAAAGGAAGAAGAAGAAGAACGAGAGGACGAGCGUAAUAUCGAAGAAUAGACACAAUUACCUGGAAGACUACGUACGACCGGGCCCAGUUCCAGACAAGUGUAACUACUCCGGAAUCUACUUCGAGAUCAAGAUUUGCGCGAAUAUCGCGGAUGCCAAUCCAGAGACGACACUCCAUCGUCAUCGGGGAAAUCGGAUCUCCAGGAUCCGAUUCGACAAAUUAACAGAAAUCGGAGUCCGAUCUGUUGAUCGAGAAAGGCGCCAAUGUCGCGUAUAAAAAUUUCGUUGAUUAUCCGCUCGAAGAAGACCAGAUAAUCUCGAGCUUUCGGAUCCAAAAAGGACGAGCGUCCAAAGGCCGCUCGCGCGAUCCUCGGGAAGAGUUCCGGCAAGAGGAUCCACCACCAAGUGGGGACGUGAAGCUCGCAAGCGAGGUGGAGGAGUUAAGGUCGCGAUGACGUGGCGGGGAAGAUGAGCGCCGAGGUGACGAAGGAGGUCGUCGCCACCGAGAGGGUCCCGACGAGCCCUCCGGCGGCGAUCGCGACCUCACCGGGCGGCACCGGCGACCUGUCGGCGCGGCAUCUGCCGCCCUUCAGCAGCUUCGCCGGCGAGAACACGAUGGACGCCUCGACGACGUUGACGACCCUCCACCCCCAGGACGGGAUAGGCCUGAUGGCCUGGGACUCGUACUACGAGGGCCUGACCGGCCGGCUAAUCGACGUGGUCCCGGCGAGCCAGUACAGACCCUGGGAGUCCAAAGGUGGCGGCGUGGAGGGACUGCCCAGCUUCGCAAGUCAGUUCACCGCCCCAAGCGAAUCCGAACCUCAGUUGACGGCGUUGACGCCUUUAUCACCGGCGUCCAUUUCGCACUCGCCGCCGGUUACAUCGGCCGUGGGCCUGCCGAGCUUCCACACGCUUGGAACCCCGCUGCCGGCGCCGCAUCCGCAUCGCGGAGCGGUCGGUUAUCCACUGGUACCGGCGCCAGUACAGGCUCGAGAGGUCCCGUCCCUACAGCAGCAGAUGCUCGACGAACGUCACAUACAGCUCUUGGGCUCCAGCCCGGUCCAAGCGUUCCCGCCACCUCCACCGGGUCAUCCGCAUCAUACAGUGCUGACGGUAGUAAAGCCUGAAUAUCCGCAAUUGCACCACGCAAAUUUCCAAAACCCGAUGUCGACCGUACUGGACUCCUCGCCGACUUCACGGCCGAUCGGCAUCGACGGCCGUAAAAAAGAGCGCAGAAAAAUCCGCGCUGGUUCAAUGGAGUCGGAAGAUGGCGGGGGCGGUGGUGGUGGCAGUGCUGGUACCGGCAACGUAGAAAGUUCCGGUCAAGUCGCCGCCGUCUCAUCUACCGCGAAUCGCGGCGUGCACCAUCUCGGCGGGGGUAUGACCGACGGGGAUGGUGACGGUGGCCUUGGCGACAAACCGGCGAAGAAAAAGCGGAAGAGAUGCGGCGAGUGCAUAGGCUGCCAGCGCAAGGACAAUUGCGGGGAUUGCGCGCCGUGCAGAAACGACAAGAGCCAUCAAAUCUGCAAGAUGAGGAGAUGCGAGAAGCUGACGGAGAAGAAGCACCUGUACCACCUGCAGACCGGCGAAGGGGCGUUCCGAGAACGCGGGAGGGGACGAGGCAAAGGCGCCACGAGGAGUUACCGGAAGAUCGCACGGCAGGUCAGCACACCUGAUAGCGCACCAGCUGGUCUCGGCAGUCCGCAGGGUGGUAUCGGCGGUUUGCAGCAACAGCACCAGCAACAAACGCAACAAUCUUUACACCAAACAGAUCCCAUGCAGCAGACCAAGGACAAUCUCAAUCCCGCGGCAAACCAACAAACGGGCGCUCUCAGAAACGGCAAUCCGCCACCACCUGUCGUCUCUAUGUCACCCGGAGUGAUGCCGUUUUAUGGUGAUUCCGGCGCUGGUUUCCGUCCCGCAGCUGGGUUUGGAAAUACGGUUUGGCAUCAGGGAGUCGGGCCAGUUGGCGCUGUUGCAGUCGAAACGUCACCGGCACCGUGGCCACCUCAGCAAUUCAUUCAGCAGAUUUCCGCACCGAAUCAACUCGAGGAGUUGAGAUAUCACACUCAGUACGCCGCCGCGACACCCUAUCAUCCUCAACCAGUUCCGUAUCAGCAACAAACGUUCAUAACAGCGGAUCAGUCUGCGUUUCAACGAGCCGGAACGACGGGACAGUACACCAUCACCGGGCAACCUUCGCCGCUGACCCCGGUCGGAGGACAGGCGGUGGUUUCGACGCCUCAGAGGCAGUUGAAUGGACAAUUUGUAGAUCCCUCGGCUACCGCUAAUCAAUCAGUCGCCUAUGAGCGACAAGACUAUGUAAAUGGCUAUCAACAACAAGACGUGACGAUGGCGCCACCUCCGUCGACAACUCCGACGAGUCGCAGUAGCUCGGUACACAUGGACAGUCAGCAACAAGGAGGUUCGCAGCAGCCACCGCAGCAGCAGCAGCAACAGCAACAACAGCAAACCGCCGCGGAUACGCAAGUAAAGGGAUUUGCGACGAUCUCCGCCACCAACGUGUCGGGAAACGAGAUGCCUGGGUAUCCACUUCAACCGGACCCACAGAGUUUACACAACUCUAACGGGUAUCCAGGCUACGUGGAAAUGGGUCAGCAACCAGCGCAGAAUCAAUGGCAAAUGGUUGCUCAGCAACAACAGCAACACCAUCAACAAACGCAAAUGCAACAGCAACAAUCGGUGGUCGACAAUAAUCAACGACAUGUAUGGUCAGACACAAGCGGAAAGAUGAACAGCAGUGUCAACAACAACAUGAAUUGGCAGGAGGGAGCGAUGCAGCAGCCUCCACAGAAGCCUCCAUCGCAGCAACAACAACAAAAUAUGCAAGGCAAUAUGAAGUCACAGGUGGAGCAGCAACAAACUUCUCAAAUGCAACCACAGGAACUGCCAAGACCAGCGAGUCAUAUGAGCUGGGAGACCGGAAGCGUGAAGGAACCCCAAACGCCACAGUCGUGGUCCGACAACGCCGACAACCAGCAACAACAAACUCAGGGAAACUGGUCGCAACAGAGUCCGAAGCUAAGGGAUCCGCAAAAUUCACGGUUGACGCCAUCCAGUCAACAAUCGUCUCAACAUCAGACUUGGUUGCAGCACUCUCCGAAACUGUCAGACCACCAGCACGGCAAUGCUCAACAAAAUACGAGAAUGACGCCUUCUGGCCAGCGUAACUGGCAGCAAAGUAGUCCGGAAAUGCAAGGAUCUCAGCAGAAUCCGAGAUUAACGCCUUCCGGACAGCAGAUGCAACAGCAACAGCAACAGCAGCAGCAGCAACAACAACAACAACAGUGGCCCCAGCAGACCAAGGUGGAGCAGAACCCCAGACUCACACCGUCCAAUCAAAUAUCGUGGCCCGACACGCCGACUAGUCAACCGAAUUGGUCACCAAAUAGCAUAAAAAGUGAUAAUAGUCAACAGCCGCAACAACAAUGGCAGGACUCGCAGCACAGUCCUAGACGGACCCCGAGUCAUCAGUGGCAAAGUCAACAGCCACAAGAAAAUAAAUUGGACAGUCGAAUGACUUGGUCGCCUGUAAAUUCUGCAUCGGAAAAUCAACCGACCUGGGGACAACAGGCGACAAAGCAAGACAUGCAAAACUCAGGAGAGAGAAUUGCGUGGCAACAACAAACAACAAUGGAUAAUAGUAGACCGAACGGAUUUCCGGAGAAUCAAGAUAAUUCAGAAAGCAAUGUCUAUGCUCAAUCUAAUCGAGUGAAUCUCAAUAGUCGACUAAAAUCGAUGAUUUUGAACAAACAACAACAACAACAACAACAACAACAACAACAACAGCAACAACAACAACAGCAGCAGCAAAUGCAGCAGCAACAGCAGCAUCAGCAGCAACAACAACAACAGCAACAGAUGCAGCAGCAACAGCAACAGCAGCAUCAACAGCAAACCCACCAACAUCAUCAGAUGCAAUCGCAACACCUUAAUUCUAACAAUGGAUCCGCUUCAGAGUAUGCAUCGGAUGAUCAAAUACGUGAUACGCAUGAAAGCACCGAAAAGAUGCAAGAAAAACGCACGGAUCAUUUUAUAAACCAGUCAAAUAUUAUUUCGAUGACGCAAUCUAAUGAAAACUUGACCGGUAAUUUUUUAUCGCAUAGCCACCACCCUCGGGUAGAUAAUUUGCCCGAUGGUGGUGGCUUGUGGGAAUGGACGGAAGGAGAACACACUCACAAUAAUGACGACAUUGAUAAUAAAAAUGACGAUAAUUCCGCAUUGCCGGAAAAUGGAAUGACAAGUUUCGAAAAUUUUAUGAAGCUCGCUGCAGAAAAUAAGAGUCAAUCAUGCAACAAAGACAAAGAGCAACAUUCCUGGGAGGCAGAAGAAAGAAGCAAUGAAGAUCAAGAGAUCGACGACAAGUCUUUCCAACAAAGAUUAUGCAUGAAUCAAAUUGAGAACACAUCUUUCGAGGGAUCCCAGAAGAUAUCCGAAAGUGAAUCCGGAAUGAAAAACGAUAAUCUAAAUUUUCUAAAGUCGACAGAUGCUGCCGAUCAUGUAUCAUCCCAAGGUAAAUGUGAUUCUGAUCGUGUGAUUAAACAGGAGAACGCCGAAGAUCAUAUUUAUUCCUACGUAUCUCAUGAUACGUCCAACAUCGUCGAGAAUGAAGAGAAUGAACAGAAUCGAGAGAUUGCUGGAGAUUAUAAGUUUCGCGGCGACGGUGGACCCGCAAAGGUAUCACCGGGAACCGGUUCGUGGUGCUGUCGAAGAGGUGGGACUGAACAACCGACUCCCGAACAUCUAAGAGACGGCUGUUGUCAGGGUCUUCAAACCAAGGAUGAAAUAUUGGACGAUUCUUCGGAGAAAGCUGAGUUAAAGAACGAGGGACCGCACAGUCCGCAUACUCCAACUACGACGACUGUGACGACAAAAUUGCAAGACCACUUGGACAAACUGAAGAACAAUGUCAGGACCGAAGUGCCGGACUGCAACUGCUUCCCCGCCGAUAAAUGUCCGCCAGAGCCCGGUUCGUACUACACUCACCUCGGGGCAGCUGCAAGCCUGCCUGAUCUUCGGAACGAUCUCGAACGAAGAACCGGCCUUAAGGGCGACGCGAUAAGAUUUGAAAAGGUCGUCUAUACCGGAAAGGAGGGCAAAACCACGCAAGGAUGUCCAAUGGCUAAGUGGAUCAUCCGACGAUCCGGCAUUGAUGAGAAGAUCUUAACCGUGGUGAAACAUCGCCAAGGUCACAAGUGUCCCACCGCUUGGAUCGUUGUAGCUAUGGUUGCCUGGGAAGGGGUGCCGACUCACGAAGCAGAUCGUAUCUAUACUCUCUUAAGUCACAAACUCAAUCGAUUUGGUCUUCCAACCACUAGACGAUGCGGUACCAACGAACCGCGAACUUGUGCAUGCCAAGGACUCGAUCCUGACACAUGCGGCGCCAGCUUCUCCUUCGGCUGCUCGUGGUCGAUGUACUAUAACGGCUGCAAAUAUGCCAGAAGUAAAACCGUCCGAAAGUUUCGACUGUCCGUACGAUCGGAGGAACAAGAAGUCGAAGAGAGAAUGCAUGUUCUAGCGACGCUUUUAUCACCUUUGUACCUUAGUCUUGCACCAGAGGCUUUUAAUAAUCAAACACAAUUCGAGCGGGAAGCGAGCGAGUGUCGUUUAGGAUUUAAACCAGGUCGGCCCUUUUCCGGUGUUACGGCUUGCAUUGAUUUCUGCGCACACGCCCAUCGGGAUCUACACAACAUGAAUAACGGAUGCACCGUGGUAGUUACCCUGACAAAACAUCGAACAUUAUCGAAACCCGAAGACGAACAGUUACACGUGCUACCUCUUUACAUAAUGGACGACACAGACGAAUUCGGUUCAAAGGAAGGUCAGGAGAAGAAGAUUCAUUCCGGUGCUCUUGAAUUUUUAUCCAAAUAUCCGUGCGAGGUUCGAGUUAGAUCGGUACCUCUUCAACCAUGCAGACGUCACGGUAAGAAAAGGAAAGAAGACGAGCCAGAUGUUCAGUCUGGCAAGAAGGAUACAGUCAAAAUUAUGGCGGAAAAAAUGGUUGAUUCUGGACGUUCGCCGGGACACGCAGAUCCUUCUAAGCUACAAUCACAAUUAACACUGGAGAUGACGCCCAUGUUCGAAGGAAUUGACGCGCAGUUGCAGAGCUCUCAGGUAUCAUCCACGGUCUUAGAUAGCCCGGUAUCAAUGUAUCCAGGAUGGGGAGCAUAUCAAGGUGAGCAACAAUGGAACCGAAAUGGCUGGCUUGAACAGCGUAAAAGUAACUGGCUGAAUCCAUGGGGAGAAUAUACUUCGUUUGGUGGUUUAGAGAGGGACAUCAAAGUGGACCCAGACAGUACCAGUUUGGAUGAUAUUAGACCCAGGAGUACCGUUUCUCAAGAAGAGCAUAGACCAGGGUCAAGGAAUUUACCUAAUUCUACAGUGGAUUCAGCCAGAGGAUGUUACGGGAGUUCACCCAGAAAUCAUCCCGUUUCACCUCGUUCGCACGUAGGCAUUUCGGGAGAAGGGUCUUAUAAUGCAUCACCCAGAGGCUGUACCAUGACGCCUCAGGAUCCAAAAAUGAUUCCGUUGAAAGGACCGGAACAUUCAAACAUGGAAAAUAAUUAUGAUCAUCAAAUGACUUCUGGAAUGUACGCGGCUUCUGUCAACGGGCAAAUCGACUGUUCUUCCUCAAAGAUCGGCUCCCUCAAUCCAUCGCUCAGCAUGGAGACCACGCAUCGAAAUAUUCCACCCAAGAUGAAUCAGUCGCCAAUUCAUGUACGCAACAUGGGACAAGAUUGCGUUGCCAAUCAAUUAAAGCUGUCGUCUUCUAAAUAUACGGGAGAUUUUAUUCCACAGAGAUAUUCGAAUACCAUGACACAAAAUUACACAGAUGCUGAAAACCCUGCGAAAUCGCCAUUGCUGAGGCCACAAGUUGAACAAACGUUUGCAAAUAGAAUGCAGCAUCUCUCUUCAUCCAAACCGAUACAAGCGUCCGUAAAUUCUAACUAUCAUAAUCAAUAUUGCGAUGGUAACACGUCAAAUUUAUUCUCUUACGUGGACAAUAGUAAUCAUAAAUCUAUGGAGACUCCGAACUCGGAUGUUUUGGGACAUAAUUCGUUGCAUUUGCCAGAACAACGAAAUGACGCGCAAUGUUCGUCGAAUGAUCAGCGAAAAUUCAUUUAUCAUGCGCAAAGACAAUCGGAAUUGAAGUCCUUCGUAGGCAAUCAUCCUUCAUCCCCGUCUCCCGAUCACGUUUCUUGCCCGCAGAAUUGGAAUACGGCAAAUUCGUGGUGUCCUAAUCAAGUUAAAAGUCCACAGCAAUUCGAUCAGAUGGGCGACAAGAAAAUCUGGGUCGGUAAAUUAGCAAGACCGGACCAAACCAAAGCUGCUGCCUGGGAAACGUGUCCUGAACCGUCGCCGUUCCGAGUGCCAAGAGGAAGACCACCCUCGCGAACGAUAUCCAAUCAGAACCCAUCUACGGAGCCCAGUGCAUAUCCAAAUCCUUUAGCCAGAACAUUUUUAAAACCUCCAGACUCUAAGCCUAUUUUCGCGGAUGCUCCUAAUAACAACACGGUCCAAAACGGUUGUAUAUCCAAUCAAUUGAAAGACAGUUGCACGGAGGAUAAAUUACGAGAAGGAUUUUAUGAUAACAAGCAAGAAGUGUCCAAUUCCAAUCCAAAUGGUCUCGCAUGGACCGAAGAAAUAAAACAGGAUUUUCACACUAUGUCCGGUUUGAGUCACCAUGCCUUUCCUCAAUACGGAUACCCGACCUAUCCGGUAUUCGAGAAACCUUAUGCAAACUCAUGGGAAGGUUACAACUAUAACCAUCAUCAACAAUCAUAUCAAGCUCCGGAGCAAUUCUACCAGCAACCGAAGCGCGAAGGUUGCUUUCACUCGUCUCAAUAUCCGUAUCAGGGCUUGAAUCCAGCGUAUCAAGGCUUGAAUUCCGGCUGGACGAGGUGGGACACGCCACGGUGGGAUAUUUACGGACCACCACCUUAUUUCCCGGUCCUACCAGAGCCUCCUCCGAAAGCGGAGCCUCUCGGCGAAAUAACGGAUUACUCCGAGAACGAGGAAUGCUUCAAGGAUCCGCAGAUGGGCGGUGUCGCAAUCGCCCUGAGCCACGGUAGCGUACUCUUCGAGUGCGCGAAGCACGAGAUGCAUGCCACCACCGCACUGAAAAAACCCAAUCGGCUCAAUCCGACCAGGAUUAGCUUGGUAUUCUAUCAACAUCGCAAUUUAAACAGACCGAAGCAUGGUUGGGACGAAUGGGAGGAAAAGAUGCGACUGCGAAAAUUGGGUAUCACAACAUCAACCAGCGGUACGUCCGUGUCGACGACCAGUCCAUCGACUCCAACCACCGCGACAAGCCCCGGCAGUACGAUGAACGAGAAAACAACGCCACUUCCAUCACUUUCGCACAUUCCAAAUGUUCCCAGUUCACAGUUCAUGAUGAGAUCCCCUACUUACACCACGAUGACUUGGACAACGCUCUUCCCGAUGCAUCCAUGUAUGAUAACUGGACCGUAUCAAGAAGGUGGUGCGAUUGGAUGAGUCGAAGUCGGACGGUACAGCUUUGAUCGUCGAUGACCGAAGCUUGUACCGACAUAUGCCAUCGCCAAAAAUCGAAUCGAUUAGAGGAUUCAAGAGACAAGAUUCUGAAGAAGAAUUGCGAUCGAGGACGAAACGACAAGGCGGCGACUUUACCAUGAGAGGCUUUAUAUUGUUAUUAUCGUUAUAGUUAGUUAUUCCGAAAACGAGAAACACACACUUUGCACUGCCAUUUUUCUAUUUCGAGUUUUACGCAAGAUUUAAACAUAGCGACAAAAACGUGCUUGUAGAAAGCCUCGCCGGGUGUGACUGCAUCACCCUUUGUCGGGGCUCGCGUUUUAUACUGACUUUUUACUGAGUUGAACUCGAAAGAGACUCUCGUAAUCGAGCCAGAGGCUGCAAAAUCAAGACAAUGGUAAAUGAUCGAGGCUAUUGAUGUAUCAGGAAAGCUCCGAUGAAAGCUGCGCCUUGCGAAGACUUUGAUACGAAGAUUUUCGUAUUCUGACCCUGUACACUUUAAGUAAUAUCGCUAUGUAUAACGGUUUCGUGUUGGUAGAAUUGUAAUCUUACUAGCUAGUCGAAGUCUAGAUGAUGAAUCACGCGAUAUCAUACAUACACAUAAAAGCACACAUUGAACGUAUACGCACUUUAAGACACCCAAGGAAACUUGCAUGACAUGAUCUCCGAAUUAUCGCAUCUUUCUGAGACUUCAUUUAAACAAAAAAGCAAAAAAAAGCUGAACAACCAUGCUUUUACGUAUGUACGUGAACAUCGUAUUUCUAUACGACGAAAAGAUAUUUCUAAGUAUAUCUUUUGGUCUAAAUUAAAUAUGAUAAAAGAGGAAGCUUUGAACAAGAUAUCAUUUGUAAUAUGGCCUGUAUUAUAAUAAUAUAAUAUAUAUUAUAUAUUAUUAAUAUAAUAAUAUAUAUAACAUAUAUAAUAUAUACGAUAUAUGUAUAUAAUGCAGGCUUGGUUAACUUUGAGAUCCGGAGCUCCGGAAAGGGGUUCCUCCGCUAGAUGAAGUUGAGCAAGCAUAAUUAAUUUCAUCCAUGAAAGAGCGGAAGAACUCCUUUCCCCCACUCUCCAUGGAUAGAAAGAGAGAAGUGUCUUUCGAGCUCGAAGUUGACCAGGCCUGAUAUUAUAUACAUAUAUAUAUAUAUUUGUAUAAUAUAAGAUAUAUAAUAUUGUGAUAUCUCGUAACGUUUUAAUUAAAUUCAAAACGCUUUCAGAUUCAGACAAAGAUCAGAUUUCUUUCCGAAUCUAUCGAAGUCGAAAGAAAGGGCCGAUAGUUCGAGAGCGCCUUUUAUAUUCGUUAAUUAAACGAUUUUUCGCAAAGGUCCAAGCACAAUCCUAAAAAUCCAGACGACGACACACGACACAAUGAUCUCAAAUCUUUAAAUUAAUUAAAUGAUAUGUAAUGUAAUAUCUCUGAUUUCUAGCCUUUGUACAUUUCGCUUCUUAUUCUCGUAUUUAUUUACGUGUUUGUACUCAUAGCUAAGUACUAAGUACGAUUAAUUCAAGUGGCAUGCGAUAUAAUACUAACCAUGCGCCCUUCGGGUCGGCUGAGUACAAAGCAUUUAUCUAACAAUCACGUGACGUAGGUAGGGGUGUAUCUAAUGGUCGGCGGUAUAUGCUGGAUACGCCAGGUGUUGUCUUCAUCGUCAAUCUUUGACGUUCUUCCCUUACCGUUUAUUCCACCUCGUUUGAUCCCUUUUACUCGAACCGACAAUUAGUAGAUAGCGCGACUUUAUGCUAGCUUGUCGUUUUGCAAAAUUCGGCAUUAUUUAAUAAAAUUCAAUAAAUGUACUAGAGGAUGGCGGUUCCGCGAAUUAAUUUUUCAUACAGUUUAAGAAAUUAAUCAUUUUUUAAUAACGGAUGAUAACGUUUGCGUCUGACAUCUCAUCGAGACGAAAGAAAAUUAAUCGAGAGGGUCAAUCAGUUCGAUAUGUCAGAAAAGGAAUUUAUCGGUUUUCCGAGAUUCGAAGCAAUCAUUAUAUUGAUAUUGAAUCGGCAGAAACGAACAGAUUCGAUCUGUAAUUUUAUCAUUACCUUCUCUAUUGUCCUCGACUUUAUUUGUACAUAUUAAUCGUCUUUUAGUCUAAGCCUGUUGCGAGCGGCACAAGGCCCGGCAACAGGGUCCUGCUGAUGAGCUUUCAAGUUCAGGACCAAUCCCGAUACGGUCUCUGGCAGUGUGCUGGCUGGCUUUUCGAUGGAUCAGACGCUUAUUGUCAUCGUGGACAGCCUCUUGAAGGAUCUCGAUUCGAUAAAUUGGUGGCAUAUCCAGGCUUUUGUUUUCGAUCUGAAGUUUUCAGGUCCGGAACACGUCCGGUCCGGACGAGGAUUAGUGAUGCAUUCUCCGUUCUCCCUAGUCCCAUUACGCUCACGCGCGUUAAAUUGUCAGUGUACAUUCUAUAUCGCCAUUGAUCGAUCCGAAUAAUAUCUUGGCCAGGGUAUCACGCCUUCCGUGUUCUUCCAUCUCCACGCUUUCCAUACUCUCGCGACAUUGUCAUCCGGAGCUCAGAGGCUUGGGUUUCUCCCAAGGAGACUGGGACUCGUUGUUAUUGAGAGCCUGGAGUGCCACUACUUGGAGGCGGUCUAAAAGGGUGUUUUCUUCGCAUGGCAUUGGGUUAGCUGAGCGCAAGGGAUUAAUCCUGGAAUGUGCUGAGGGUUAAUAAGUAGGUCGGUAAAACUUCCCACUGCCCAAGAGAGCAGCUCUCGCUUCCGCGUGAUCCAUCGUCUGCGUUCAGCGACCACAAAGUUGUUACGUAAGUAAGGUACCCUGUCGCGGAGGUCUGGCCACAGGGAGAGGUGUGCUCGAGGCGAGCUCGAACCUUCAGCAGGAUUAGUAGUCGAGAAGGUCUUUAAAACUUAUUUAUUUAUUUUUUUCUCGCUCGACGACGUUCGUCUGCGAUUCCUUAAAUAAGCGUAGCACGAUUUUUAAGGCGCAAAAUUUAUAUAUUUAGCUCGUAACGAGGAGUGAAUACGAGGGCGGGCUUUUGAUUUUUGGCUCGCGUUCACCGAGUCGAGUCCUACCUUUCCUUUUGCAUUAGCGCCCGUCAUGUCGGUGGAAUGAAAAAAGAAAGAAGCAAGACGCGACCAACCCUCGCCUACUGGAGUAUUAUAGGAAUCAUUAAUAUAUUAUCAUUCAUUAGUUAUCGCAUGUAAUAGUAAUAGUGAUAAUAAUAAUAAUAAUAUCGGCAACA